This is a messenger RNA of Eurytemora carolleeae, 1344 nucleotides long. RefSeq lists its product as uncharacterized. The coding region runs from base 257 to 820 and encodes 187 amino acids. The transcript has 9 exons. NCBI's taxonomy places the organism in Eukaryota, Metazoa, Arthropoda, Copepoda, Calanoida, Temoridae. The record is from RefSeq and is a predicted model, not a curated record.
UCAGAUUCUUUCAUUUUGCAACACUAUUUUAAACUUUAAUUUUAAAAGACGACAUUUGAAUCCUUCUUUGUCCAGGGAAAGUUUGGAAAGCUGAUUGUUAAGAGAGAGAGAGAGAAAGAAAACUGGAGAGAACAGUGAAGAAAAUCAUAGAUAGAUAGAUAGUAUAUAAAUACAGUUUACACCUAGGAUAUACAGCUAUAACUGCUGGCAGAAAUGGUUUAAAACCUAUUGGGCUUCAUUAGAUUCAAUCAUUUUCAUGCAUGGCAUUAUUGUUCUAAACAGAAAUGGACCUCGAAGACCGAUUAAUUAUGGAAGAAGAAGAAGAAAACUUUCACCUUUCAAGACCUCCUCGACAAAGAUCCUGGUUCUCUGGAUCAUCUUCACCGUGUUCGUGUUCUCAUCCUCCGUCCUCUUCUUCAUCCUCCUCUACCUAGACCUUGUCCUCAGAGAGAAAAAUUCGAAAGAGCUUGCUCUGUGUUGUGGAGCAUUUAGUGUUUCCCUGUUAACCGCUCUAAGGAUAUGGAUUUCUCUGCCAGAUGAUUAUGAAGAUGAGAGAUAUUCUGCAGAAAAUACAGUUCGACUUCGGGAACAAUUAGCUCAGAGGACUAUGAGACCUGGAGGUGCACGUGAAAGUCGUCUUCUUUCCUCCUCUGGACCCUCCUCUGAUAUCAUCACAAUUAGGAAUGAUUUCCUACUAAGUGAGUUUCAAGUUGUGAAACCUGAACAGUACUGUGAUACUCUUCCCCCUUCAUACUCUAGUCUAGAUCUAGCAUUAGACCCUCCGAAUUAUGAAGAAGCGAUACGAAAAAUAUCAGUUUGAUUUUUCUCUAAAAUUAACCAUGGGUAUAUCAUCAUAUUAUUUGAUCAUAGCUUUUAUAUUUUUUUGAUAAUGAUAUACUUGUAAACAUUCAUUUACAUUUUCACGCGAAUUUUUGGGUGGGGAUUCGAAGGAGUUGAGUUUUUGUCACAAACCCAAAUUUUCUAAUCCCUAUAUCUUUGCAACUUGAUUGUGUAAACCUUUGAUAUUUUAAACUUAAUUUAUUGGAUCUAACAGAAUCCAUAGUUUGAAAUAUCAAAGGUCUAUGACAGUGGGCUUCAAAGAUGUAGGGGUGAGAAACUCAAAAAUUGUGACUAGAACUCAGUUCCUUUAAAACAUUUAUAUGCUUGUAGAUUUAAAUUCAUGAAGCUUACUGUACUUCUAGUUUCUUUGAGAAGUUGGUAACAAUUGAUUGUGUUUGAUUGUUUUUCUUAAAUAUUUAGGAUUUUUAAAAUCAACAAAUAUCAUAGUUUUAUCUUACUAAUAAACAUGGAGAAGAAGAUGGCUGGGGGGGAGUUAAACAUUUU